CGGUAACUUGCUCUCUGGGCUUCUUGGUUGGCGGGGGGGGUCCUUCUGCAUUGACAAAACCAAUAUUGCCGAAAGGAAAUACAUGACAUAGUGAUCUGGUGUUGGUGUCCCUGUGGUGUUUGCGAGGAGAGACAAGGAGGGACCAAGAGGGACUUCCCACUGUGUCAGAUUUAUGGAUUUUUUCCCCCGCAAUUUCUUCCAUGCGGAAUAGUAAGUUCAGUGGUCGGUCCCUGUGCUUGCUGAGUCGAGCAAAGAUAGACCAGUUUGUCAGGAUGGACCCCGAGAGGAUCAUUAACUUGCUUUUGAGGCGAGCCAACGACGUGGAGGUGAAUCCCGGACCUGGAUUCCAGGACAAGAUCCACACCUUGGAACGCCUUGUGAAUGAGCUUCAAAGAGAGCAUCGGACCUUCCACAAAACCAUAGAGCAUCAAGCUUUACAAAUUGUGACACUCUCCCGACAUCAGAAUCGAGCUAGUCAAUCCGAUGAUGUGCUGGCAAGAGUGACUCAAGACAUGCUCAUGAUGCGUGAAACCCUCGAAUCUCAAGCCACGCUCUUGAAACGGCAAAUGGCGCAAAUGGCAGCCAUGACUUGUGAGAUGAACUCGUUGAAGAAACUGAACGUCAACCAAAAGAACGAAUUGAAACAGCUCAACAUGAUGGCCUCCUUGGAAUCCAAGGCCCAACCACAAGACAGCGACAAUAAGGCCUGUCAAACGGUUGGCCACCAAGAAAAAUCAGCGGCCGCGGUCGCCGAAGAGUGCCAGAUCAAAAUGGAGACUCUCACAAACGCUCAAGCCGAAGUCACGUCACAACUGGAAGAUUUAGUGGAGAAAGUUCAGGAAAUUGAGAAGAAUGCCCGAGGAAGUGUGGCCCACUUGGAACGAGUGGGCAAAAAUAACGCCACAUCUAUCAAAGGCUUGAACUGCACCAUCAACAUGCUGAGGGAGGAAUCUGGGGCCCAUAAAACGGCCUUGGCUAAUAUCCAAAAAGAGCAACUCAAAAUGGGGACUCAAAACGUUGCUAUGGAAAACCAAGUCGGGAGGCUCAAUGACGAUCUGAUAAGUGUCAAGGGCGAUAGUCAAGAGCUGCUUGAAGGAGGCAAGAAUAAGAUUGCCAAUCUCGAGAUGAACUUGUACAACACCAUCGAGAAUGUAUCGGAUUUGAGCGACAAAUUGGAUGCAUCAAACACCUCACUUGACGGGCUGAUGGAAGAUGUCAAAGAUCAAAUCAAAGGCCACUCAAAGUUCUUUCAGGAUGUCAUCAGCGAGGCUGACAAGGAUCGUUUGAAAUUUCGACAGGAGCUAAACGCGGAAUUGAGAGACAUGCGGGAGGAGCAAUCCAUUCUUCACGACCAAAUGGUACAAUUCAUCAAAAGAAAUGCGGACGAAAACAACGGAGGAACCAGAAAGGUUUGGAGGAACUUGGAAGAGAGGAUGGAUACUCUGGACUGGAUGUAUGAAGACAUUCAAGAUCGGGUUUUCGAGAUCGACAAGAACAGAAAAAACAAUCUUGUGUUCUAUGGCAUCAAUGGAGACGAGUUGGACCAAGACGAUUGCGAAUCCCGGAUCAGAGAUCUGCUCAACACGUAUCUUCAAGUCACGCGCGAGAUCCCACUGACCAAAGUCCAACGGAUGUGGAAUGGACCCUCGUUCCGGGGUUUCAAGCCCGUCUUGGUGUGCUUCCAAUUGUUCAGGGACAAGGAGGAUAUCCUAAGAAAGGCGUAUCUCCUCAAAGGCACCAAUACAUUCAUCACCGAAGAUUUCUCCCGCAAGGUUCGGAAAGCCCGCGAGGAGCUGGUCAGAUUCGCUCGCGAGUCUCGUGCCCUCAAUCCAGCUGUCAAAUGUGCCUUACAAUAUGACCGUUUGUUGGUGGACAAUGAGGCGUAUUUAUACAACAGCGCCGAGGGAAAGGUCCAACGCGUCUUGAUGAAACCAACAUCUUUAGUUGAGAAACCCCCUGCAAUCAGACCUGUGUCGCGGAUCCCCAUUGCCAAGAGUCAGGGUUGUCAAACACCAGUUCUAAACUCCAAUUUAAGAGUGAGCUCCUGCCGAGAAGACCCUCAUGCUAAUCGAGGCUUUGGCGACGGCGUGUCCUCGAGCGAUGAGGAAAUGGAUCUGGUGUACUCGGAAUCUUUGACGGGACGUCCUCGACACCUUGUCCGAUUGCGACACAAGAACAAGUUGCCAAAGAGUACCAAUCAAUUGGAAAUUCUUAUCGAGGAAAUGGCAGAGAACAUGUCGCCUAGCCCCGAGUCAGGCAAACCCUUGGACCUUCCGAAACUUCAAUAACUUUGUGUGUACGUGGAGUUGUGUU
Messenger RNA from Tigriopus californicus, 2313 nucleotides. Its product is annotated as myosin-11-like. Bases 201 to 2288 code for a protein of 695 amino acids. The record is from RefSeq and is a predicted model, not a curated record. Lineage: Eukaryota; Metazoa; Arthropoda; Copepoda; Harpacticoida; Harpacticidae. The transcript has 2 exons.